AUGGAGAAAGGAGAAGGUGCCACAGCCAAGGCAAACAGGACCACAGCUGCAGACCACAGCUGCAGACCACAGACUACAGCUGCAGACCACAGACCACAGACCACAGCUGCAGACCACAGACCACAGCUGCAGACCACAGACCACAGCUGCAGACCACAGACCACAGCUGCAGACCACAGGCCACAGCUGCAGACCACAGACUACAGACCACAGCUGCAGACCACAAGCCACAGCUGCAGACCACAGACCACAGCUGCAGACCACAAGCCACAGCUGCAGACCACAGACCACAGCUGCAGACCACAGGCCACAGCUGCAGACCACAGCCUACAGACCACAGCUGCAGACUACAGACCACAGCUGCAGACCACAGCCUACAGACCACAGCUGCAGACCACAGACCACAGCUGCAGACCACAGACCACAGCUGCAGACCACAGCCUACAGACCACAGCUGCAGACUACAGACCACAGCUGCAGACUACAGACCACAGCUGCAGACCACAGACCACAGCUGCAGACUACAGACCACAGCUGCAGACCACAGCUGCAGACCACAGCUGCAGACCACAGACCACAGCUGCAGACUACAGACCACAGCUGCAGACCACAGCCUACAGACCACAGCUGCAGACCACAGCUGCAGACCACAGACCACAGCUGCAGACCACAGCCUACAGACCACAGCUGCAGACCACAGACCACAGCUGCAGACUACAGACCACAGCUGCAGACUACAGACCACAGCUGCAGACCACAGCCUACAGACCACAGCUGCAGACCACAGCUGCAGACCACAGACCACAGCUGCAGACCACAGCCUACAGACCACAGCUGCAGACCACAGACCACAGCUGCAGACCACAGCUGCAGACCACAGCUGCAGACCACAGACCACAGACCACAGCUGCAGACUACAGACCACAGCUGCAGACCACAGACCACAGCUGCAGACCACAACCUACAGACCACAGCUACAGACCACAGCUGCAGACCACAGCUGCAGACCACAGACCACAGCUGCAGACCACAGCUGCAGACCACAGCUGCAGACCACAGAUUCGGAUCAAUUGUCUUUGUUGA
Molecule: messenger RNA, 1083 nt
Organism: Knipowitschia caucasica
Lineage: Eukaryota; Metazoa; Chordata; Actinopteri; Gobiiformes; Gobiidae
Source: the annotation of a GenBank genome assembly